CUUCAUUUGCUUUACGGGCCAGGUAGCCGUUGCAGGCAGGGUCAGUGCCACUUGGGCCCAGCCAAGGUCACCGAGGAGUGACAAUUUCAGGGCGAGCCCUGGGUCCUGACAGACUCUUGGAAUCUUGACUCUGCUCUGCGUGCGCCACCUGUUAGAGCAAGAUAGUGUUGCCUCUGGGGUGGUACCGAAACCAGCUCCUGCAAGGAGUGGAAGAGAUUUCUCUUUUGAAUAGUGAGGAAAAGACUCCUUAGGCUUCGCUUUUUUCAUCCGUGAAGUGGGGGGAGAAGCGAGUUAAGCUUGAUCAAGAUGACAACUUCCCAAAAGCACCGAGAUUUCGUGGCAGAGCCCAUGGGGGAAAAGCCAGUGGGAAGCCUGGCCGGGAUUGGUGACGUACUGGGCAAGAAGCUGGAGGAAAGGGGCUUUGACAAGGCCUAUGUGGUCCUUGGCCAGUUUCUGGUGCUCAAGAAAGAUGAAGACCUCUUCCGGGAAUGGCUGAAGGACACGUGUGGCGCUAAUGCCAAGCAGUCGCGGGACUGCUUCGGAUGCCUCCGGGAGUGGUGCGAUGCCUUCUUGUGAUGCCCUCCGGGGAGCCCCCGACCCCGAGCCCCAGCAUUGAGUCUCCAGAGUUUGCAGCCAAGCCAGGACUCCUCCCCCAUCCUCUACAAAGGAAAAGAUUGCUGUUGUGUGCACUUCCAAUGUACACCAGCGUCUUUUGGGAGUUCUCUCCCCUCACCAUGUCACCUUUUUUGGAAUUCUCACACUUGCAUGCAUCUCCCUUCUCCUUUCCUUGCCACUUUCAUGUCAGCAAUUACCAGCUUUUCCGAGUGAAUUCCUGGUCCUGGCCCUUACCCCUCCCUUCACUUCUGAUCUGUUUUAUGCCGUGUCUGGCCCUCUUUUUGGCAGAACAGUUCCUGCCCUUGUAAAGUUUUCUAAAUCAAUAAAGUCAGUGGCCUUCA
This is a messenger RNA of Phacochoerus africanus (Common warthog), 956 nucleotides long. It is a transcript of the gene BANF1, whose product is annotated as BAF nuclear assembly factor 1. Bases 307 to 576 code for a protein of 89 amino acids. The transcript has 3 exons. Gene Ontology annotation, molecular function: DNA binding. The record is from RefSeq and is a predicted model, not a curated record. NCBI's taxonomy places the organism in Eukaryota, Metazoa, Chordata, Mammalia, Artiodactyla, Suidae.